Messenger RNA from Chlamydomonas reinhardtii, 12027 nucleotides. RefSeq lists its product as uncharacterized. The coding region runs from base 293 to 10327 and encodes 3344 amino acids. The record is from RefSeq and is a predicted model, not a curated record. The transcript is spliced from 16 exons. Gene Ontology annotation, biological process: intracellular signal transduction; cyclic nucleotide biosynthetic process. Lineage: Eukaryota; Viridiplantae; Chlorophyta; Chlorophyceae; Chlamydomonadales; Chlamydomonadaceae.
CUUGACACACACGCGUGGCUCACUUGCUGACGCCAUAGUGCUACUCUGCAUUAAAAUGCCACUCUUGACAUACGUGUGAACGUUUUGUAAGGAAGUAUAGAGCAGGAACUCAGCAAGGGUGCAAUUCGCAAGGCAAAACUGGCGUCGCUUCACAUUAUCUCAUGGAUGCGACUAGUGUAUCAAUUACCGUGAGGAUGAGCUGGCAAGCGCCUUAAGCGCCUUAAGGCGCGGUGCUGUUCGUCGGCUGAGUCCAUGCUGGAACAUGACCAGCAGGCUGCAGCGAAGAGGGCCAAUGCGAUCAGCACUCGAAGUGACGCUGAUGGUAGCCCUGGCCUGGUUCAGCUCUGCAGCGCGCCAUGACGGGCAGAACGCCACACGGCUGCAUGCCCUGAAUUCCAGCGCACAGCGGCUGGCCGGCGGCGGACGCACUGUGGACGUGGAAAAUGCGAAGCAGCUGUUUGUUGCGCUUAAAGAUCCGUCGGUAGGCGUUGUGCGGCUGACCCGCGAUAUUUCGCUGGCCGACCCGGGCUCGCCAUGGCUGGACCUGGAACCCCCCGGCGUCGCGCUGCGGCGCCCCGUCAUCAUCCUGGGCGCGAGCGCGCCGCUGCCCGAAGGCAGUAGCAGCACCCCCAGCGAUUAUGGCAGUAGCGGCAGUAGCAGUGGCGGCAGUGGUGGCAGUAGCAGCAGCAUGCUCAUCAGCGGCGGCGCCUGCCUCACGGUUUUGGACACAGCCCACCUGGCGGCCAAGCUGCAGCUGCAGCUACAGCCGCCACCGCCGCCGCCGCAGCAGCGGCCGCAGCUGCUACUGCCAUCGCAGGGGCAGCAACAGGAGCCGGGGCAGCGACUACAGGAGCAGCAGCAGGAGCAGCAGGGGGAGGAGCAGGGGGCAGAGCAGCAGCCGGCGACGCAGCAGCUGCUGCUAAGCUUCGUAGGACUGCGGCUGCUGAACCACUUGCCGCCGGGUGACGGGUUCGUGUCGCCGUUGUUGACACUGGGCGUGCCGUACCCGACCCGCCCCAACCACCCUGAGCACCUGAGUGGGCAGGGGAGUGGGCAGGGGCAGGGCAUGGGGCGAGCAGCAGAACCGGCGGCGGCGGCAACGAAGGAGGAGGACGAUGCGGAGGAGGACGGGGCGGAGGAGGGGGAACAUGCCAGCGCAGCUGCAGGCCUGGUGUCUGUCAUGGAGGGCCCCUUCCUCACCACCACCACUACCACCACCACCUCAGCCUUCGACUCCGCCUUAGUGUCUACCUUGGAAGCAGCAGCGGGGAACACCGAGCCUGGCACUGACAGCAGAGGUAGCAGUCCCACACAGGUGGGCCAGCAACGCCGGCAGCGACCCAACCGCCAGAGCCACCACCAACGGCAGUUGGUGGUUGGCGCCGUGUCGUACGUGGGGUGUCGGUUGGAGCGGGUGGUUGGGCUGCCCCUGGCGGCUACAGCUGCGGAGGCGGCGGCGCUGGCGCUCGCGGGCGGGGCGGUGGCGGCUGUAGCAGGCGGCGACGCAGCGGCUGGCGGUGGCGGCAGUAGCAGUGGCGGCAGUAGCAGUGGAGUGACGGUGCUGCCACGGGAUCCGGCCUGCGGCGAUUAUGACGGAUAUGGCAGUCGCAGCAGCAGCAACAGCAGCAGCAGCAGCAGCAGCAGCAGCAGCGGUAGCAGUAGCUCGGACGCCUGCAUUCCUGAUCCCAGCGGCGGCGUCCUGCAUUACGAGCGCUGGGCAGCGGAGGGCCCGGUGGCGGCGGCGCUACUGCCGCAUCCCAUCCGCAGCAGCGGCAGUGGCAUUGGUAGUAGCGAAAGUGCUAGUGCCGGCAGUGGUGCUGCCGCUGUUUUGGAGGCGCCGCCGCUGGCCAUGCCGCCGCCUGCAGUACCUGUACUGCUGGUGGCGGAGGCGCCACUGCUCGUGUCGUUCACUGACACGCUGUACGGUGUACGGCAGGAGGUGGAGGAGGCCUGUGUACGGGCGUAUGGUGCCGCCGUAUGUGUCGUACAGGCGGAGGCACGGCUGGAGCUGGCGGCAGCAGCAGCGGCGGCGGCGGUGGCGGCGAGUGGCAGCCAAAGGGUUGGUGGGCUGGCGGCAUUGACUGGCAUUGACCAGGAAGUGGCAGCGGCAGCGGUCGCGCGGCUACUUGCAGCCGGGGAUGACACUGGCAGUAGCAGUGAUGACGCUGGCAGUAGCAGUAGCAACCCCCUGCUACCCCUGCCGCCGCCGCCGCCUGCUGCGGCUGCAGCCGGCAGUAGCUGCCCCAGCAAUGGGGGGCUGUCGGCAGGGGCGGGGGCAGGGAUUGGUGUGGCGGCCACGCUGGGUGCCGUGCUGUGCGUGCUGGGCCUGUCGCGCUGGAUUGGCAGCCUGCGUGCUGGGCACCGCACGCUAACCCUGGCGGUCCGCCCCCCCGGCGCCACGCCCGCCACCACGCUGCUCAUCACAGACAUCAUGAACAGCACCAACCUGUGGGAGGCGCUCCCCCCGGGGGUGAUGAACGAGGCACUGCGGCUACACCACCGCUGCCUGCGCGGCCUGCUGCCCAAGUGCAACGGGUAUGAGAGCGCCACGGAGGGGGAUUCCUUCAUCCUGGCGUUCCACACACCCCUGGAUGCGGCGCGGUUCGCACUGCUAGCGCAGAGCGCUCUGAUGCAGCUGGAGUGGCCGGAGGAGCUGUUGGCACACACCGACGGCGCGGCGGUGUGGGCGGAGCCCGCGAAACCCAAGCUGCCCGUGCUCACCCCCGGCGCCUCCAGCCGCGCCACUGGCACCGGCACCGGCGCCCAUGGCCCCCACGGCUACCUACCCUCCGGGACCGGCAUGUCGGUUGGGCCUGGGGCGCUGGUGCUGUCCCCCUCAACCCACAGCCGCAGCGGCCUGGGCGCAUGGCUCAGCACCCACGGCGGCGGCGGCGGCGGUACGGCAUUGUACGACGAAGAUGAUGACGAGGAUGGCGGCGGCGGUACGGCAAUGUACGGCACGCCUGAGGGCGGCGGCGGCGGCGGCGGGCGGUUGGCUGGGCUGACGCCGCCGACAUCGCCGUUCCUGAGGGGCGCGAUCAACGCCUUUACGAAUGCGGCACGGAAAUCGUUCCAGAUCAAUCCGCGGCCCUCCCUGUCCAUCGACCGACCAACCGCCCACCUACAGCACUUCCAAAGGGCGGUGGCGCCGCCGCCGCCGCCACUGUCUAACCUCCGCAGCAGCGCUGGCUUCAGCGGUCCCGCCGGCGGCAGCGGCGGCAGCGGCAGCGCCCCCAAAGCAGCCGGCGGCGGCGGCGGCAGCGGCGACGCGGCGGCGGCGGCGGCAGUGGCGGCGCAAGAGCCGCCGGCGCGCCACUGGUCCUUCUCAGCCCGGCCCGCCUCGCCCACCCAGCCGCCCAACCAGCUCCGCGCCGCCGCCGCCGCCGCCGCCGCCGCCGCCAGCGUCGCCGCCGCCGGCCCGGCAGCGGCGGAUGGCGCCGGGGGCGGCGGCGGCGGGGCCGCGGAGGGGGUGACGGCAGCGGCGGCGGAAGCCGCCGCCGCCGCCGCCGUCCAGUCGACCAUCCCUGGUGGCGGCGCCGCCGCUGACGGCGAGUCGCCUGGAGGCGGCGCCGGCAUCAAUACAGAGCUGUUACUGCUGACGGCGCUCCACCUAUCCACGGCUACGCUGGACGCGCCGUCGCCGCACCCGCACCCGCCCGAAAUGCGGAUGGCGUUUGGCUCGGCGGUUCCAGUCCAACCGCAGGCGGGCGAGGCACCCGCACCCGUGCCGGCCUUGGCGGCGGCGGCAGGUGGCGGCGGCGGCGGCGGUCUUUACUCGGGAGGCGGGCUGGCGGUAAUGGCGUCAGCCGCAGUGGCGGCGCCACGCGUCCCGCCCACGCCUGCACAAGGCGGCGGCGGCGGCGGCGGAAGGUCGGGACCAGGGCCAGUGGCGGAAGGCCUGGACAGCCCCCGCGCCGCCGCCGCCGCCAACGCAGCAGCCGCCGUCGCCGCGGCCUUCAAUGCCGGCGCCGCCAGGGGUUCCGGCAGCUUCCGCCGCGCUGGCAGCUCGCUGCCAUCCCCGCCGCCGCCGCUGCAUCGCGUAGAUGAGGUGGGGCGUCACGAGUCCGAGUCUGAGGGCGGCGGUGGGGAGGGUGACGACGGUGACGACCUCAGUUCACGCUACAGCCCGAACGGCCUGCUGCCAAUUCCCCACUCCGCCGCCGGCAGCAACGCCGGUGGUGGCGGCGGCGGCGGCGGCGGCCUGAAUGAUGGCAAUGGCGACGGCGCUGGAGGCGCCGCCAGCGCCGCCGCCGAAAUGGCGGCGGCGUUUGGCUCGCCUGGCCGUGGUGGCGCUGGCAACGGCGGCGGCGGCAGCGGCAGCGGCGGCUCCUUGAUAGGUGGGACGACGCACGUACACCUGCAGGCGGCGCCCGCAGUACCGUCGUACGGGGCAUCAGUCAUCAGCAGCGAUGUACGGCGCGUGCCGUCGCGGCUUGGGCAGCUGGCGGCUCUGGCGGAGGCGGGCGGCAGCGGUGGCGGCGGCGGCAGGCGCUCAGCCCAGGGCUAUGUUUUUACCAUCAGCCCAGCGGGCGGUGGGCUGGCGGCGGGGUUGGGUACGGCAGCUACGGCGACGGCGGCGGCGGCGGCGGUGAGCGGAAAUGACCGCGGUGUGCGGGAUGUGCUUCUGUCCGCCCUCGGCCCUGGCGGCGGCGGCGGCGGCGGCGGCGGCGGCGGCGGCGGCGGCGGCGGCGGCGGCGGCGGUGACGCGCAAGGGGAGGAAUCGACAUUCACUCGGGCGGGUACAGGUGAAUUACUCAACCUGCUGACGGCGGUUGGCGGCGGUGGCAUUGGCGGCGGCGGCGCCGUCAAUGGCGGCAGCAGCAGCAGCAGCAGUGAAGCUGCACCAGCAGCAAUGCCGCGGCCUAGCCCGCCUGCUUCCAGAGCCAGCGGCACUCACGCCCGCCCGCCGUCACCUCUGCCGCCAUAUGUGGCGGCGGCCGCAGCCGCCACCUCUGCGCCACUGGCGGCGGCGCUGGGCUCGCCUACACGACAGCUGGCGGCGGCGCCGGCUCCAGCAUACUCACUCACAUCGUCACCCUUCCACUCGCAGCGCGGUGGUCUGGUGGGGUCUGGUGGUCUGGGUGGCAGCUACUCCCCCUUGCGCCGUCACGUGCAUGGCAGCGCGUCUGGUGGUCUGGUGGCAGUGCCGUCGGACGGACCACUGGCCGUGUCUGGUGAGCUGCAGAUGAGUCAUGUCACCGCCGCCACUGGCGGCGGCGGCGGCGGUGGCGCCGCCGCCAACAGCUCUGACUCUGGUGUGGGACGCUUGCGCUCUGCAACUCACCUCGGUUUUGGUUACACCGGACGUGCAGCAGCCGCCGCCGCCGCCAGGGGCGCCGAAGGCGGCGGCGGCGGUGGCGGCGCCGCCGACGCCAGCAGCUUGCUGUCGCCGCCGCCACCUGCGUUUUCCCACAACGGCAUGUACGGCAGAGCGGGGCCAGCGGCGGCGGCGGCGGUUGGGAGCGGGCGGAUGCAGGGUGCGGUUGCAAAGGUGGCGAGCAAUCACAGCCUGGCGCGCAUGAGGACGCAGGCAAUGGAGGUGGUGCCUGUGGCUCCCGCAGCGGCUGAGGUCCGAGAGACAUGGCGGGAAAUGCUCGCUAAAAUGUGGCCUGUCGUCAUGCCUGGAGCGGCGGCGGCAGCGGCAGCCACCAAUGCCGGCGGUGGUGGUGGCGGCGGCGGUUACUGGCCCCGGCCCUCCUUUGCCGGUACUGGCGGUUGGCUGUUUGGUGGCGGCGGCGGCGGCGGCGGCAUGGGCAGUGAGGCGGUAUCUGGGGUGGUGGGCUACGACGCUUUGGUGGCGGCGGGCGGCAGCGGCGCAGGGGGUCCUGGUUUGGCAACCCACCAUGAGAGGUCCUCACACUCACACAACCAGCACCAGCAGCAGAGGCCCUCUGAUGUGGACCACGAAAACGAGAGCGGUGGCGGCAUGGCGGCGGUUGGCAGCGGCGGCGGAAUGCUGGCACUGCUGCAACGGCAGGCCAGUCACACUUUUGCCAUGUCGGGCGGCCUAACGCCCAACCACCAACCGCCCAGCCCCCACACGGGGCACAGCCACCACCACCACCACCACCAUUUGGGGGGUCUGCUGGCGGCAGUUGGCGGCGGCGGCGGCGCGAGCUCCAAGAACGCCAAGAGCAAUGCGGUGCUACUGUUUCGAGGGUUCCGAGUGCGCAUGGGCCUCCACACGGGCAUCCCGCUCACCACCGACGUCGCCUUCAACCACACCACCGGCCACAUGGCAUACAGCGGCGGCCCGCUCAAGGUGGCCAAGGCGGUGGGCGACGGCGCGCCUGGCGGCGGCAUCCUCCUGUCCAACACCACCUUCACCGCCCUGCACCCACACCUGGCCGAGCUGCCUGGGGAGGCGCAGGCGCUGUACUGCGGCGAUGCACAGAUCGAGCUGCUCAUUCGCGGCCUCUACAUGCUGCUGUGCCGGGAGCUGCGGCCGCGCCUGGGGCACCUGCCGCCGCUGAGGAAUCUCAAGAUGCUGCAGCUUGGCAACCUGGAGGCGCCUGUGGGCUCUGUGGCGGUGACGUUCAUGAUGGUGGCGGGCGCCAGCAGGGCGGUGGCGGAGGUGGGGCAGCCGGCGGUGACGGCACUGGCGCAGUUCAAGGCGCUGGUCACUCGCGAGUGCUGUGUGUGCGGUGGCUAUGUGGUGGAGGCCACUGACGGCCUGUGCCUGGCGGCUUUCAUAUCCUGGGAGGCGCUGCUGAUGCACCACGACUGGAGCCGCGAGGUGCUGGCCUGCUCACACUUCCGGGAGGUACGAGAGAUCCGGGAUCCAGCCCCCGGAUCAAGUACGGCCGCAGCCACUGGAUCCAGAUCGCCGUACGGAUCCGGCGGACCUUAUGGUGGGCCGCAUCACGGCGGCCGUGGCAAGGCACAGGGCCCGGCGCGUCGCGGCGCCGCCGCCGCCGCCGCCAAUGCUGGGGCCGGCGGCGGCCCGGUUUUAGUUGCCCGCGGGCCGCGGAUCCGUACAGGCAUUGCGGUUGGGCCGGUAACCGCCGAUCCGUCAACCGCCACCGCGCGGCUGAGCUACCGGGGGCGGGUGAUGAAUCGCUCGGCACGCGUGGCGGCGGCGGCGGCGGACAACCAGGUGCUGAUGUCGGCGGGUGCCUGGCGUCGGGUGGUGGCAACCGCGGGCGUGCACGCCGUGGCGGAGCGGUGGCGGGCGGCAGCGGAGGCGCGGGAGGCGGAGCGGGAGCAGGAGCUGGCGGCAGCUGCUACAGCCGCGGCCGAGGCGGCUACAGCCUCCGGCAGCAGCAACCAGCGGCUGUACCUGCGCCAGGGCACGGGGGACAUCUCCAUGGCACCGGGGCUGUACGGCACGCCCGGAACAGGCGAGAAUCUCGGGAUCCAGAUCCAACAGAUCCAGCAUGCCCAUGUGGCUGAUGCAUCGCAUCUGGAUCCAGCCUUGGCAUCUGCCUUUGGAUCCGGGAUCCUGGGCGGCCCGAGCGGCGCCCAGGUGUCUAUGGGAACGCCGUUUGGCACCGCCGCCGCGCUUUCCGCCACCUCUGUCUGCCCCAGCCCCGGUGGUGGCGGCAGUGGUGGCGCAACCACACCCGUACACUCUGCUGCUACCAGGCCGGCGGCGGCAGCGGCGGCGGCAGCGGCUGCUCUGUAUGACAUUGGCAGCAGUGGUGGCGGUGGCAGUGGCCGCCGUGUGAUAAACGGCCCUGCGUCGGCUUCCCUAUCAGUGGCGGCGGCGGUUGGGAGUCCGGUGGCGGCAACUGCGGCUGGAUCCUUCUCAUCCACAUCAGCACUGGCGCGCGCUGCCACCCACCACGCUGGAACUCUGGCACCCCUUGGCGCGACUGCCACUGGCGCAACGGGCGUUGGCGCAGCUGCUACAGCCGGUGGCGGCGGUGGUGGCGGCGUGGGCGGCAGUAGCAGUAGUAGCACGGCAAACCAGCUGCAUGCAGCGGCUGAGGCGCUGCUGACGUCAGCUGCAGCGGCGGGCGGACUCGACGGUGGUGAGGAAGUUGAAGAGCUCAUUGCGGCGGCGGCGGCGGUUGCCUCCAAGCUGCCUGCUCUUCCUGGAACGCCACAGGCGGGCGGGGCCGGCGGCGCCGCCACCGGUUUUGGCGGCAUGGCGGGCAUGGCUAAUCGGCCGCUUGCUAAAACCGCCCCAUCACUCAUGCCGGUUUUAGUGGGCGUCAGUGUGGGCAACCACACCCUCAAGGGCGUGGCCGAGCCACAGGAGCUCUUCGAGCUACGGGUGGAGCUACUGCCGCCCGCCACUGCUACUGCCACUGCUACUGCCACCGCUACUGCCACUGCCAAGGCUGCUGCUGCUACAGCCAGCCCGGCCGCAGUGUCAGCCGGCGGCAAGACAAUGGCCGCUCGUGUCACCACAGCCGUUAACUCCAACCUGUACGACACGUCGGCAGCCCCCACCCCCGGCGGCGCCACGGACACGGGCGCCUCCACGCCCCGUGGCCCGACCUCGGGGCCUGCCAGCCGCUCUCCCUCCUUCCUCCAUCCCCGCCCCCAGCCCUCCACCGCCGCCGCCCCCACUGCUACAGCCGCCGCCGGCUCCUCGCCACUCGGCUACAGCCACAGCUACAGCCAGCAGCAGCCGCCACAGCAUCACUACCGCCUGAAUCCACCGCCGUCGCCACUCGCCUACUCGUAUUCUGGCUCCUUCUCCCACGCAGCUGCUACAGGCGUGGCCGCCGCUACAGCCGCCGGCUCCUUCUCCCGCGCAGCCCAGCUGCAGCCUCUCUCCGCCUCUGCUUCGCAGCAGCAGCAGCAGCAGCCCCUGGCGCUGUCGCUGUCACAGUUGCACCGCCCCUCCUCCAGCGCGCUCCAGCCGCUGGUGCCCCCAAGCAGCCGCAGACAAAUCGCACCGCUCUCGCCAAGCGGCUUCAUCGCAGCCGCCCAGGAUGCAGCGGCGGCGGCGCCGCCGCCGCUGCCCGCCUCUCCUUCGGGCUCGGCGUCCGUGGCGGCGAUGGCGGCGGCGGCGCUGCAGCUCAGCCGGCUGCAGCACGCCUCCACCACUUCCUACCCCCACCAGCACCCCCACCCCCACCCCCACCAUCCCCUGCUGGCCGGGCAAGAGCUCCUCCACAUGGGCUCCUCCGGCUUCCGACCCGGCAGCGGCGUGGGUCUGGGGGGAAUGAUGGGGUCGGGGUUGGGGCUGGGAGGUCCCAGCAGCGGCAAUUUCGGGCCGUACGGGCACCUGUACGGGCAUGGGCACGGGCUGGGGGGCCCGCCCUCCGCUGGCGCGCUCGUCCUCGGUUCCACGCCCUCCUUCUCAGCCGCCGCCGCCACCGCCGCCAGCCUGGUGCAGUGGCAGAACCCCGCGGCGUCGGCUAGCCAGCUGGGCUCGCCUUCAACACGCGCGCCGCCACGGGCUGGCGGCGGCGGCGGCGGCGGGUGCGGCGGCAGCGGCGCGGCGGCGGAUGCCGCCGCCGCGGCGUUGGCGUCUAGCGGCGGGGGUAGUGGCACCGUGGCGAGUGGCGGCGCCUUUGACGCAUCGCUGUUUGCUAUCCCGGUGGCAUCCGGAUCCAUCCCCAUCGCGCCCGCCGCCGCCGCCUUUGCUGCCGUGGCGGCGGCGACGGGCGCCGCCGGCGGUGUUGGCGCCGCAAGCAUCGCCGGCGCGGUGCCUGCGGCGGUGAGUAGGCAGGCCACGGGCUGCGGUGACGCCAGCGGCAGCGGCAGCGGCCGCAGCCGUCCCUUCCGGUUGCAGCUGUCGCCGCUGCAGCUGCAGUCAGGCCAGCUGGUGCCGGCGGCGGGGUUGUCGGGCGGUUUGGAAAGCGGCUUGGACGGCUCGGCGGCGGCGGCGCCGGCACCGCUGCCCUCUGCUCGUAGCCCCGCCGCCCUGCGGGCCACCUCGCCACAUGAGGCCGCGGUACUUGCGGCGUCGGUUGCGGCCGCAGUUGCAGUCGGUGACGGGGGUGACGGAGGUGACGGGGGUGAUGAGGGGGAGGCGCCGCCGCCGCCGCCGCCACGGGCCCUGGCGGGCGACGCGCUGCUUGAGGCGCUGGCGGCGGCGGCGUCAGAGGAGGACGCCCGCGGCCCUGGCGGCGACACCGAGCCAGCCGGUGCCGGCGCCGACACUGGUUCGGUGGAGGCGGAGGCGGAGGCGGAGGCGGAGGCGGAGGCGGAGGCGGAGGCGGAGGCGGAGGCGGAGGCGGAGGCGGAGGUGGAGGUGGAGGUGGAGGUGGAGGUGGAGGCGGAGGCGGAGGCGGAGGCGGAGGCGGAGGUGGAGGUGGAGGUGGAGGUGGAGGUGGAGGCGGAGGCGGAGGCGGAGGCGCGCACACCGGCACCGGCGCAGGCGCAGGCGCAGGGUUGCGAGGACGAAGAAAUGGUGGUGGUUGCCUGAGUCGGAGGGAGGCGGAGAGGAAGGAGGGGACAAAGGAUCAGACAGCGGGAGCGGGCGUUGACAGUUCGGUGCGCUCUGGGUCGUUUGGGGGGGCACGGAACGAGCGCACGAUGUGAGAUGCACAGACUGGGCUCUUGCGACCAUUACCAAUACUGCUGAGGAGUACCGUACCGUCAGGUGGUGAAGCAUUGGUUUCCCUCAUGGAGUCAAGAAACAUGGUUCCUGGGAACGGAUGGAGGGGAUGGAGAGAAACAUGAACUGCUGCUUCGGGAGCCCUUUUGGGCAAAUUGGUCGGCCUGGUUUGGGAGCCUUUGGGGCUGAACAAGUUGGCUGAACCAUUUGGCGGAACAUACAACGCAAUUUUGUAGUUUUCCAGCAAAGGGGCGCGCGGAUAGAGACAGAUUGGGGGUGCACGGUAGGCCACGCCACCGUUUUUUGAGUCUUGGAAGUAUGGGCCGCGCACAAUGGGCCGCGAUGCCGUGUUGUUGAGUCUUUAAGUAUUUGCGGCGGCCAGGGGGGGCCAUAGGGACGACAGGCGCAGUCCGGACUUGAUCCAAAAUUGGCGUGCAUCCCGGUCAAGAUCCCGGUCGGCGCGCGAGAGAUUUUGCGAAACCCCACGUUGCUUGGGCGUCAUUCAUGGGAGGGCGCACAGCACACAGCGCACAGUGUAGCGUCGACCGAAUUACUCAUGUGGCGCAAAAUGCGCCGGGGCCAAAAUUAAGAAGGCUUCCGCAUUGCAAUGUUAGACGCGAUACAAGGAGGACUGGUCCAACGGUAUGGGGGGCCGUGCCCAGAUCUUCAACUUCUUGAAUGUGGCUGUGGUGGAUUUGCUUUGCGUGGUUCGAUUUAAAACUUGGUGCUGGUGACGGGACACAAUGCGGGGAAGGCGAUGGGGUGGUGAGGGGCGAGGGGGCUACUCGCAUGGCUAGGUGUCUGGCUUGGGUGCUGGUUAAAUGUGGUUGCGUGCACCAUUCCCGGUCAGCUGACAUGCGCCAUCACCGUUCUGGUAUACUCCGCUACCGGGCACAUCCUUAUCGUCCGGAUACGGUGCCAAGCAGCAGGCGAUCCCGUAUGGCCACUGAGUCCCUUAAUUCCCGUUGCGCACCAGGGUGAUCAAUCCUAGCCGCUGACGGGGACGACCAGGUUCGUGUUAUAACACUUGCCGGCAGCUGCUGCGGGGCCUAGGCAGAUUGACGCAGACUUACGGGGCACGUCAUGCUCCCGUUUGAGAGAGGCGGCGGAGUAAGGGACAGAGGCAUGCCAGGCUCGUGGGUUGGGUAUGAGUUGAUACAGAGUGAUAGUCAUUCUGCUAGCUUGCGCUGGCGGCAACUCAACCAGCGAGCCAGGUCGCGGUUGAGUGCUAUAAACCCCCCGGCAAGGCCCAUGCAGCCCGCCAUGCAGGGGAUGACAAACCAUCAGUAACACCGGCACACGGGCACAGGCUUCUAGCGGCACGCCCCGUCACGCCCCGGGGGCCUAGGUAGUUGCGCCGUGCCGCACACACGAUAUCACCCGACACAGCGAACAGAGACACGAGGAUCCGGGACAGGACAAGCAACGGCCAGAGGGUCAGGCGAGUGUGCGGUUGUGCAGGGUUUGUGCGCGGCCCAGGGCUUGAGCGGGCGCGACCCUGAGCGGGUGUAGGAACACUGUGAAGCGCUCGGCAACGAUCCUCGACGUUUGCUCCUUCCUUAAUUGAU